GGCUGCCGGGUUGACCUUCCUGUCUGGGUCUCUCUUCGUCUCGCAAUCCAAUUGGUCGCUCCCUUCAUGCCGAUCACGAACUCCCCGCGUUGGUUAACCUGCAAAUUAAUCGCAGAUCAACACGAACCAGCUAUUUAAUCACCCAUAUAAAGUCCUACUAGUCGCAUCGUAUUAAACGCGCGCGCGCGAACACUAGCAUAGCCAGAGCAGCUAGCCACCACCGAACCGCGUCCCGUCCCCGCACGGAGCGAGCUCGAUGGCGGCGUCGGGUGGCGCGUACGCGGCGCAGCUCCCGGCGGUGCCGGAGUGGCUGAACAAGGGCGACAACGCGUGGCAGCUGACGGCGGCGACGCUGGUGGGCAUCCAGUCCAUGCCGGGCCUGGUGGUGCUGUACGGCAGCAUCGUGAAGAAGAAGUGGGCGGUGAACUCGGCCUUCAUGGCGCUCUACGCCUACGCGUCGUCGCUGCUGGUGUGGGUGCUGGUGGGGUUCCGCAUGGCGUUCGGGGAGCGGCUGCUCCCGUUCUGGGGCAAGGCCGGCGUGGCGCUCUCCCAGAGCUACCUCAUCGGCCGGGCGUCGCUGUCGGCCACCGCGCACGAGGGCACGCCCCGCACCGAGCCGCUGUACCCGGAGGCGACGCUGGUGCUGUUCCAGUUCGAGUUCGCCGCCAUCACGCUCGUGCUCCUGGCGGGGUCCGUGCUGGGCCGCAUGAACAUCAAGGCCUGGAUGGCCUUCACCCCGCUCUGGCUCAUCUUCUCCUACACCGUCGGCGCGUUCAGCCUCUGGGGCGGCGGAUUCCUCUACCACUGGGGCGUCAUCGACUACUCCGGCGGAUACGUCAUCCACCUCUCCUCCGGCGUCGCCGGCUUCACCGCCGCCUACUGGGUGGGCCCGAGGCUGAAGAGCGACCGGGAGCGCUUCUCCCCGAACAACAUCCUGCUGAUGAUCGCCGGCGGCGGGCUGCUGUGGAUGGGCUGGGCCGGCUUCAACGGCGGCGCGCCCUACGCCGCCAACAUCGCGGCGUCCGUGGCCGUGCUCAACACCAACGUCUCCGCCGCCACCAGCCUCCUCACCUGGACCUGCCUCGACGUCAUCUUCUUCAGCAAGCCGUCCGUCAUCGGCGCCGUCCAGGGCAUGAUGACGGGCCUCGUCUGCAUCACCCCCGGAGCAGGGCUGGUGCAGACGUGGGCGGCGGUGAUCAUGGGCGUGUUCGCGGGCAGCGUGCCGUGGUUCACCAUGAUGAUCCUGCACAAGAAGUCGGCGCUGCUGAUGAAGGUGGACGACACGCUGGCGGUCUUCCACACGCACGCCGUGGCGGGCCUGCUGGGCGGCGUCCUGACGGGGCUGCUGGCCACGCCGGAGCUGCUGGAGAUCGAGUCACCCGUGCCUGGACUCCGCGGCGCGUUCUACGGCGGCGGGGCCAGGCAGCUCGGGAAGCAGCUGGCCGGGGCCGCCUUCGUGGUGGCGUGGAACGUCGUGGUCACGUCGCUCAUCCUGCUCGCCAUCGGCCUCGUGGUGCCGCUGAGGAUGCCCGACGACCAGCUCAUGAUCGGCGACGACGCCGCGCACGGGGAGGAGGCGUACGCGCUCUGGGGCGACGGCGAGAAGUUCGACGCCACCAGGCACCACGACGCGGCCAGGGGCGGCGGCGGCGGUGGCAUGAUGGAUAGGGAUGGGUCGGCGGAUCAGCGGAUGUCAGGCAUGGGAGCCAGGGGCGUCACCAUUCAGCUGUAGGCGGGCGGGAGGACACGGCGUUUUAGCAGACAUUUUUUUUUCUUGUUUUUUUUGUGAGAAAAGAGCGGAGUUCCAUGUACCAUAUUUGGGCCACCGGCCCAGCGCGUGUUGUUCCCGAUUACCAGCGUAAAUGGGCCAUAACACGGUCGAACUUCCCGUCA
This is a messenger RNA of Sorghum bicolor (sorghum), 1893 nucleotides long. RefSeq names its product ammonium transporter 2 member 1. The transcript has 3 exons. The record is from RefSeq and is a predicted model, not a curated record. Gene Ontology annotation, biological process: ammonium transmembrane transport. The coding region runs from base 257 to 1732 and encodes 491 amino acids. Lineage: Eukaryota; Viridiplantae; Streptophyta; Magnoliopsida; Poales; Poaceae. Gene Ontology annotation, molecular function: ammonium channel activity. Gene Ontology annotation, cellular component: plasma membrane.